Xenia sp. Carnegie-2017 is the source of this 8926-nucleotide messenger RNA. RefSeq names its product helicase with zinc finger domain 2-like. Lineage: Eukaryota; Metazoa; Cnidaria; Anthozoa; Malacalcyonacea; Xeniidae. Gene Ontology annotation, molecular function: RNA nuclease activity; metal ion binding; RNA binding. The transcript has 26 exons. The record is from RefSeq and is a predicted model, not a curated record. Bases 208 to 8328 code for a protein of 2706 amino acids.
CACAAAGACUUACUCAUCGUCAAGUGCAAGAACUAUGAAAAAUUCAGAUAAUUUAUUCUGUGGUUUUUGUGAUGAAAAGUUCACGUCUAUGGAUCAGUUGAAGCAUCAUUACUCUGUGAGAAGUCACAAAAAGAAUGUGUUAAAGAGAACACGGCAGAAAAACGAGAUUUCAGUAACAAAAUUUCGCCACCUCCCUAUGACGUUGUCAUGGGUCGAUACAAGCUAUGUCGAAGGUUUCAACAUGGCUAUUGUUUCUAUGGAAAUAAAUGUACCUUUGCACACGGUGAGGGUGAGCGGACGUUUUGGACGGAGUUGCAUAAUCGUCAAACUAAGCAUUUGAAAAAGCUGAGAGAGGAACAAAAACUUACCGAAAGCUUUAGUGAGAGAGUUAUGACGAUGAUUAAGAGUAAAGGGGAAGAACAUGUUCUUAGAGAUGAUCUUGUUGGUAUAGCAAUCACGUGUAAGUCGGAUUGGCAACUGCUGCUUAAUAGGGCUGAUAAGUCUGCGCCAAGUGAUCACAUGUUUGUCAUUGAUGUCGAAAUUCAGAAAAGCUCUGAAUUUUUACUAACGGAAGUGGCGUUUUUGCACGAAUUUCAUCUUGAUCGAUUCAAAUUGCUUAACAACCCUGGCGCCAGCUCUAACCCCUCUUCAAGUCAACACAGUUUACGUUUUUCAGUCGGCAACAACUUAAUUGAAAACUCAUCGAAGAAAACGCUGGCUACUCGUUUUGGCGUUCAUUUCUCAUCUGAGGUCUUUGGUGUUUUUGAACAAAAGUUGAUCUUUGAUUUUGGAAAUGGGUCUGUAUUAUCUAGGAAAAUUAAAGUGUCCGUUGUCAGCAAGGAAAUUCUUCCAAAUGAAGAAAUGCUGGUGAAACGAUGUCGUAUAGUGGACUGGUCUCUUGACAGCGUUGAAGUGGUUAAGUGUGAUGAUCUGCUUUACCUGGAUGAAGAGGGUUUGUGUGACUCGUAUCCAAUUCCUGAUGUCCAUCCAGCUCCAUCAGAAAUACCUGAAUUCAGUUCAGAAACAUACUGUGAAAGUUGGCAUAAUAUUCUUUACACUGAAGAGGAAUAUAUCAAAAAAGAAAUCGCCAGGUAUGAUAUUUCUAACGGAGAACUAAAGAUUGUUAAUUGCUUUACAACAUUCGAGGUAACAAGGUUUGCUGUAAACGCCGAGUUUUUUGGAGAGAUUAAUUUAUUGGACUUUUUGGUGGUUGACGAAGUUUCUGGUCAUCUGAUCAGCCGUUCAGUUUAUUCUGUAAUAGUCCGACCGAAAGAUCAAGCCUUACGUGUGUACGAGUGCUGUAUCCUAUUUAAAAGUUGUCACUCUGUUGUAAUCAAAUUAAACAAAGCGUUUUGUGAAGAUUACAAUGUGAAGUAUGACCAGGUUAUCAAUGUUGAUAUGAAGUUUAUUUACAACCGUCGUGCAAUGUGUGAAAAGCAUCAAGCCAUUGAUUUAUGUAAAGAAAAAAUGGAUGUCUUAUUACCAGACUUUUCAGCUGCCCCUAGAGAAUACAAGCAAUCUAUUCCUCAUUGGUUUAUGGAUAAAAAGCCGAACAAAAACCAGCACAAAGCAAUUGCUAUGAUUCUCGAUCCAAGUCCUACUCCACCAAUUGUCGUCUAUGGUCCAUUCGGCACCGGAAAGACAUUCACUCUUAGCCGUGCUUGCAUAUCUAUUCUCAGCCAGCCAAGUGCCAACAAAGUUUUAAUCUGCACUCAUUCUAAUAGCGCUGCAGAUGUGCAUUUGGACCUUUUGGACAAGAAAAUACAAAGCGAUUCUUUUUCAAAGCUACAUCCAUUUCGUGUUCUCAGUCAGUUUAUAACUCUAACGAAAGUUGAAGAACACUUGCGCAAAUAUUGCAACAUAAAUGAAAAGACAAAUGAAAUUAGAUUACCAAGCUCUGAAGAAUUAUAUUCCAAAAAUGUUAUUAUAACCACGCUGUCGAGUGCUCAUAUAUUAUGGAAAUAUUGUCAUAAUAACUCAGUUGCUUUUACACACAUUCUGAUUGACGAGGCUGCGCAAGCUUUAGAACCUGAAUGCUUAGUGCCGAUUGUUAUGGCUGAUCGAACUACAAAGAUCGUCCUUGCUGGCGAUCACCUACAGAUGGGUCCUCCUGCUUAUUCAAAGUCUUUGUGGCCAAUCGAUUUUGGCCCUCAAACGUCGCUUCUGGAGCGUCUCUUUGCUCAUUACAAUAAAUGUUGUAUUAUGGGUAAUAAUAAUAAUAAAGAAAGCAUGGAAAAAACUGACAAAAAGAACAUCGAAAUUACUAAAAAGAGCAGUGUUGAUAACUACGGCAGUAACGACGACGUUACAAUACCUUACGUGACACUACUUACAGAAAACUAUCGAUGCCAUGCAAACAUUCUUCGUUUCCCAUCAGAUAACUUUUAUGGUGGGGAACUGGUUGCUAAAGGUGAUCAAUUUGAACACGAUACUGUCCCUGUUCUCACAUUUUAUACCGCGAGAGGAGUGGAUUGUUGGGUUGAAGAAAGUUUAGGAUACUACAACGAUGCAGAGGUGGCAGAAUUGGUGACAAGAAUAGAGGAGCUUGUUUUGCUUUCGCCUAAAAGUUGGCGAAAAUGCAUUGGCGUGCUCACUCCUUAUCAUGAUCAGGUGAAACGUAUUAGAGAUUGCUUGAGAAAGAGAGGUCUUGAGUCAGUAAAGGUCCAUAGAGUUGAAAACGUUCAAGGCAUGGAAUUCAAAGCGUUAUUUAUUAGUACAGUCAGAACACAACAUACCUGCAAGCAAAUCCAGGAUCGUAACAUCUCAUCUCAACUAGAUUUUGGAUUUCUUUCUGAUGCACAGUUAUUAAACACAGCAAUUACUCGAGCAAAGUCUUUGCUGUCUGUUGUCGGAGAUCCUAUGUCGCUUUGUAGUAUAGGAGAGUGUCGCCAUUUGUGGAAAGAUUACCUCGAACGUUGCCAAGAAAACAAUGGUUUGUUUGGAUGCACAAUGAAAGAUGUGAUGGACUACUGUCUGCGAUCACAAACUAUUAAUCCAAGCGCUCCUUCGUUUAUUCCGACAAUUUCAAGUGCUUUAGAUGACAAAAAAGAAUUUGACCAUCACGAAGGAGAAUUAGAUAGGGAUAAAGCAGAUUCUCCUUCUCUAUCACGUGGUAUUGAGGGUCAUGAUGCAAUGAUUGUUCGAGAACUAAUAAAAGAAUGCAAAAGAACGAAGGAAAUGGAUGAAACUAAAUUACAGAUAAGCCCAUAUGAUGAGGACUUUCCUGGCAUAUCUGAUGGCAACUCAUGCAACGUAGACCAAACGAUUUCUAAACGGAAAGGUCACUUGAAAUAUAAAACUGCUGACAUACAGGUGGGCUUUUACUUGGAACCGGGUCAAGAACGAAUUCAAAAGACUGCUGGCGCUGUAUCAACAUCGGGAACCAACAGUUUGACACAGGACGAACAUGAUACAAAUAUUUUCACCACAGAAUCUUUACUUUCAUUGGUUGAAAGUGACAAAAAUAGAUAUAAGAUAUUUAGGAUACACGUUGAGAACAGGAAGGGUCAAAGAGCUUACUACGGGCGACUACCAACACCAGAUAGUCCUGACAUCGUCCUUCCUGGCCAAGUCCGUGGUGUUUUUGAAGAUGACGUGGUUGUGCUUGAAUUAAAGGCUGUUACAAAAUUGCAUGGCAUAAACGAAUAUUUUGGAUACAUUAAAGGAGUACUAAGACGACCCAUUGAAAUCGAUCGUCGUUAUUUUGUUUGCAAAGUAGAUAAAGACAUCAAUGUCAUGAUACCACGAAAUAAAAUCAUACCGAAAAUUGUCAAUUAUAAUGAAUCAAAAGAAGAAGGGAACAUUCCAAUUUACAACGUAGGAACUAAUGGUGUCACCACUGUAAGAUCAAAACUUGCCAGAAAACAGUUGGAAGAAGCAAAAGAGGGUCAAAGAGUUAUUGUUGUAAAAAUAUGCAAAUGGGUUCAGGAUUACCCGUAUCCUCUCGGUCAUGCUACUGACCAUAUCGUGUCUGGUGAAGAUAUACACAGCGGAACAAAAGUUCUUUUUAGAGAGUACAAUAUAAAAACUAAGUUCAAAAGAGAUUUGCUGUUAAGUAUGGCUCGAGAUUUCUACGAAGAUGGACAAAUUCCUCGUGAUCAAAAAUCUAGACCUGCUUAUCGUGAUAACGUAUUUACCAUUGACCCCCCAGAAUCAAAAGAUCUUGAUGAUGCCAUAAGUGUCAGAGUGCUUUCUGAGGGGAAAUACCUUAUUCAAGUUCAUAUCGCUGAUGUGACAUAUUUUGUCAAACCUGGCACACCAUUAGAUGCGGAAGCCAGAUCACGAGGCACUAGCUACUAUCCAAAGAAUAUAGAAGCAGCAGUGCCCAUGCUCCCGCCAUUGCUUUCCGAGAAGUGCUGCAGUUUAUUGCUUGGUGAAGAUCGUCUGUCCAUAACUGUUAAUCUGAAAAUUGCACUUGAUGGUGGUAUUAUUGACGAACCACUUAUAGAGCGGAGUAUUGUAAGGUCAUCAAGGAAACUCACUUAUCUGGAAGCGCAACACAUAAUCGAUAGACCUGAUUUGCCUAGUGCUGUCUCCGGUGAACAGGAAAGGCAGUUAACAGUUGACGAAGCAAUCAAAGUUGCAAAUUCUAUUGCUCAAAAUUGUCGUCUGUUACGUCUUGGCUUUGAGUCAGUUUUUCAUCAAAGAAGUUCGGACGAAUUUGGUAGUGAAUCAAAUGAAAACGAAAAGGAAGCUCAUCAAUUGAUUGAAGAAAUCAUGAUAAUGACCAAUAAUCAUGUGGCAAAGUAUUUGCUGAGAAAAUUUCCAGAAACGACUCCACUUCGUGUUCAACCACCUCCUAAACAUCACCGAGAAAUUGAAUGGAGACAACGUUUUCAAUUUUUGUUUGAUCUCUCAAUGCAAGAUGAGGAUUUAGAGCCUUUAAAAGCUAACGAAACAGAUGUCACAGAAAUUCGGGUCCCCCGCCGAACAUGGAAUAAAUUGAUAGAAAAAGUAAAGAUGCGUGCAGGAUUCAAGCAAAUAGUAAAGGUUCUUUCUGAUGUCGAUCACUUUCCUCAUCUAGCAUUGGCUGCCAUGCGCAAACGAAAAAUACAGCAAAGAGGAAGGUAUGUUUGUUCUGGGGAGAAUUUUGACUACAUUCCUUAUCCAUGGACAGCAAUUUCUUCAAAUGAAAGAAAUUCAUCCAGUAACGCUUCGGACACAACAUCUGAGAAUGAAGACGAAAACAGAAAAAAAUUGAAAACUCUAUUACACGGUCAUUCAAGUCUAAAACUCAACUCUUACUGUCAGUUCACAUCACCAAUUCGUCGAUAUAUCGAUAUUGUUGCUCAUCGUCUUGUUAUCGCAACUUUGGAGAAUGAAACUGACGUUAUAAGUGUAGAGAAUCUUACGCAACUUUGUGAACAUUGCACUUACGUCCAUCAAAACUCGAAAAAAUUUGAAAGAGAUUCAAAAAAACUGAAAUUGGCCAUUGAUAUAAAGUCGAGCUCAGGCAAAUUUGUUUCUGCGUAUGUUGAUAACAUCACUAUAGAAAGUUUCCAGCUGUUUUUUGGGAAAGAAACACUUGACUCAUAUUCUAGCAAUUCUAUUUCCUCUUCAAAACUUGGACUUAGUAUUGAUCCUGAAGAAGAAGAAAAUAAGAUAAAACUUCAGUGGAAAUUUCGUUUGAUAAGAUUUGAAAGCAAAGAUCGUUUGCAGUCUAAACUGCGAAAGUAUGUGUCGAAAAAUUUGAGGAAAAAAUGGAACUUCCAAUCAGAAGAAGUAUCAACCCAGGCGCCUGAGGAUGAUGAUUUCUCUUUAUCGCUGAACGAUUGGAAACAAAUACUUGAAGCAAUAAAGAAAAACAGACUGGACAAACUAAAUAGUGUUUUGCUGCGAGUGAAUAAAUGCUUUCAAGAUAAGGGCAAUGCUCGACGCUCUCCCCAAGAAGAUGUAUUAAAAACUUUUGUUGAAACUUCAAGCUCCGAGUUGACGAUUGCCACAGAUCAGUUGAUACAAGUCAAACAAUCUUUAAGGUCGCUAGAUCAAAUCACAGUUCAAUUAUGCUCCAAUGCAUCGCGUGGUCUUCUUAUACCUGAGAUUCAAUUGUUUAAGAUUACAAACAUAUUUUACUCAUGUAUUGAACAUCGAACCUUACCAGCAACCUGUUUUGCGAAGGUUCCGACACACAAGCCUUACAACAAUAAACGUUACGAUGACAUAGAACAAUAUGUUACUUUGUGGAAACCUGUUCUCAUGAUGGAAAUUGUGACGUCGGCCGUAGCAGAAAAUGACGUAAUCAUAUUAUUUAAUCUUCAUGCAAACAUAUCAUUGAUCAAUGGCAAAACCAUUCUAGAGUUUCAAUUAUCGAACGACUUCAUCAAAAAUCACUUCGUUGGCACACUUCAUCUUAACUUACUGUGUGUACGCAUAAGAGAUCCAGCUAACAUUAACGAAUCAAAUGCUGGUUAUUGGGUUGGACAUUUUCAGAUCCUCCCACCAUUCAGGAAAAAUUCCGAAUCGGAAGACGAUAUGGAGUGGCCUGAUUGGGAAAAAUGUGAAAGGAAAGUGAGACAAAAAAGUGACAAAGAAUUCUGUACAUUUACGGCUGACUUUAUACACAGCGCUUUGCCAAUCCCACAAUCGUUGAUUGAUCAAGGCAGUUCAGUUGUUAUUGCCGAAAUGAUAAAAUUAAGCGUACCUGAAAGACGCUGCUACACAGCAUUGUUGAUGGCUCCAGAGAAUAAAUCAUCCCUGAUUCACAAUAUUUGUAUCGAGGACUCUAAUGCCAUCUAUAAUGUUCAGAAGGAUGAACUUCCCCAAAAUUUGUCUUUCGAGGAAAAAGAGGAAAAAUUUCCUCCACUCAAUGAGUAUCAGCUCAAAGCAGUGAGGGAUGCUCUGAAUUCUUCAUUUACUGUGAUUCAGGGACCACCAGGUACAGGAAAAACAGUUGUUGGCGUACAUAUUGCAUACUGGUUUGCCCACUACAAUCAGUUACGAUUUUCAGCUGUUAAAAAGAAAGAUGAUGAGGGCUAUAAAGGCGCUGUUGUGUUUUAUCUUGGACCUUCAAACAAGUCAGUUGAUGUGGUUGCACAUUAUUUAUUGAAAAUUCCCGAUUUUCCCAUUUUGCGAAUCUAUGGACAAGAAAUUGAGCGAAAGACCUUUCCCGUUGCUGAUCAGUUGUCAGCCUUUCGAUUGAAAAAUUCGUCUGCUCAACUAGCGUGUGACCCAAAACUUAAAGACGUUUCUCUGCAUCAUGUAAUACGCAGCGACACAUGUCCUUUUUCCAAGAAAAUCAAGGAGUUUGAUGAGACAUUUAAGAGAUAUAUUAGCGAAGGUGGUUUUGCUACACGACAGGAAAUUGCAAGUUAUGAAAAGGAAAAAGCCAAGGCUGAAAAGUGGGCCAUGACAGAAAACAAUGUCAAAGUGAUAUUAGCGACAUGUACCAUAGCGUACAGUAGACGUGUUAUGUCUCCGUGUGAGGAUUUAGUGAGUCAAUGCAUCAUUGAUGAAAGCGCUAUGUGUAUCGAGGCAGAGACCCUUUGCGGUAUGUUAGGCUCAAAACCCGAGCAAGUCGUUCUGAUUGGUGAUCACAAGCAGCUUCAGCCAAUUAUCAAAUGUAAACAGGCGAAACAACUGGGUCUCGGAGUUUCUAUGUUUGAACGAUACUCAAAAAAAGCCAAUAUGCUGAAAUUACAGUACAGAAUGCAUAAAGAAAUUUGUAACUUUCCAUCUCAAAGAUCCUACGACGGAAAACUUGAGACAGCUGAAAUUGUCAAACGCCGUAAACCAGACCAAUACAAAUGGCCUAAUGGCAACUCCUUUCCUUUUGCCUUUAAUCAUGUUGAAGGGCACGAAGAAUCACUUAUUAUUAGCACAGAUAAAGGAAAUGAGAACUCAAAAAAGAAUGAAAAGGAGAUAAAGGAAGUUAUUCGUGUUGCAAGCGAAAUUAAGGAUUCAGGUAUUACUGAGGAAAGCAUCCUUAUUCUGUCACCCUAUCGUGCUCAAUGUUAUGAACUGGAGAAGCAGCUAAAAAAUACUGGCCUUAACAGUGUGUCUGUGUCAACAGUUGUUGCCGCCCAAGGAAGCGAGAGUGACUACGUUAUUCUGUCAUUGGUAAGGUCACUUGACGAAAGUUUGAUUGAAAAGAAUCCAUCAAAGACAUGGCUUGAUGAACAUAUUGGAUUCAUAAUGGAUGAAAAUCAAGUAAACGUUGCUCUCACACGAGCAAAGAAAGGCCUCGUGAUAAUAGGAAAUGCAAACUUGAUCGAUGCCUGUCGCACAGGGGUAUGGUCUGCCUUAUUGCAGCACUACAAAAACAAGAACUGCUUUAUUGAUCGUUCAAAAGAAAAUCAGGAUGAGAAUGCAUCUAACCCUAGCUCAUAUUAAAAAAGUAUUAAUUGCACCAAGUUCCCGUUUCUCAGUGAGCUCCAUACAUUCCAAAAAAACUUUGGAUGGAAGAAGUCUAUAGGAAACAUUCAAAAUAGAGGCAUAUCCAGGCCGCAAGUUUUGGUCGUGUCAUUUAAAUUUUAGAUAAUUAGCAUUAUUCAUUUCUUUAGAAAUCUUUUGUUUUUACAGGGAGUGACCACGGAAAAAUUAACGUAGCAGGACCAUAUUUGCAGGCUGGCUACGCCUAUGAUUCAAAUAACUUAAUUUUGGAGUGAUAACACUACAAUUUUAUAAGGAGCUCACUAGAUUAUUCUAUACUUUUACAUAAUUAGCUCACAUUACGCUUAACUACUCCGGAUGUUGUGUAAACGGUUAAAAGAAAGCAAAACUGGAUUGAAUUUAAGCUUUGCAUUUUAGUUUAUAUUUAGUAAGUUCACCACUAAAAAUUAUACAUUUUCAAAUGACUAGUAAAAGAUACAGAACACGUCACAUCCAAUUCACAUCCUACACCUAUAGUAUGCAAUAUAGUUAUUUUACUAUAAGUUUAAAAAUUUGUAAUCCAGGCAUUUAAUACAUAAAAGAUAAAAGUUUCUCCGGA